Dovyalis caffra is the source of this 1680-nucleotide messenger RNA. NCBI's taxonomy places the organism in Eukaryota, Viridiplantae, Streptophyta, Magnoliopsida, Malpighiales, Salicaceae. The record is from the annotation of a GenBank genome assembly.
AUGGGUAGCUCAGGACAGACGUUGAAAUUGGCGGAUCAUCCUAAACUUCCAAAAGGGAAGACUAUUGCUGUGGUGGUUUUGGAUGGUUGGGGUGAGGCUAAACCCGAUCAAUAUAACUGUAUCCAUGUCGCCAAUACUCCUACCAUGGAUUCCUUCAAAACUACUGCCCCUGAGAAAUGGAGAUUGAUUAAGGCCCAUGGCUCUGCUGUUGGGCUUCCAAGUGAGGAUGACAUGGGAAACAGUGAAGUUGGUCACAACGCUCUUGGUGCUGGUCGCAUCUUUGCUCAGGGAGCGAAGCUUGUUGAUCUUGCUCUUGCCUCUGGGAAAAUCUACGACGGAGAGGGAUUCAAGUACAUUAAGGAAUGUUUUGACAAUGGUACCUUGCAUCUCAUUGGGUUAUUGAGUGAUGGUGGAGUUCACUCAAGGCUUGAUCAGUUGCAGUUGUUGCUGAAAGGUGCCAGUGAACAGGGUGCCAAAAGAAUCCGUGUUCACAUUCUCACUGAUGGCCGUGAUGUUUUAGAUGGGUCAAGUGUCGGCUUUGUGGAGACUCUUGAGAAGGAUUUGUCAAAUUUACGUGAGAAAGGUGUUGAUGCACAAAUUGCAUCUGGUGGGGGUCGCAUGUAUGUCACAAUGGACCGCUAUGAGAAUGAUUGGAAUGUGGUGAAACGAGGAUGGGAUGCCCAAGUCCUUGGUGAAGCCCCAUACAAGUUUAAAAGUGCUCUCGAAGCUGUCAAGAAACUGAGGGCAGAACCCAAUGCAAAUGACCAGUACUUGCCUCCUUUUGUCAUUGUUGAUGAGAGUGGAAAUCCUGUGGGACAGAUUAAGGAUGGUGAUGCUGUUGUCACAUUCAACUUCAGAGCAGAUCGCAUGGUUAUGCUCGCUAAGGCACUUGAAUAUGAGGAUUUUGACAAAUUUGAUCGGGUUCGAGUCCCUAAAAUCCGUUACGCUGGAAUGCUUCAAUACGAUGGCGAGUUGAAGCUUCCAAGCCAUUACCUUGUCUCUCCUCCUGAGAUAGAUAGAACAUCUGGUGAAUACUUGGUGCAUAAUGGCAUUCGCACCUUUGCUUGCAGUGAGACUGUUAAAUUUGGCCAUGUCACUUUCUUCUGGAAUGGAAAUCGUUCUGGUUAUUUCAAUGAAGAAUUGGAGGAAUAUGUGGAAAUUCCAAGUGAUAGUGGAAUUUCAUUCAAUGUCCAACCUAAGAUGAAGGCAAUAGAGAUUGCUGAAAAGGCAAGGGACGCCAUCCUUAGUGGGAAAUUUGACCAGGUUCGUGUCAAUCUACCAAAUAGUGACAUGGUGGGACAUACUGGAGACAUUGAGGCCACAGUCGUAGCAUGCAAGGUUGCUGAUGAGGCUGUCAAGAUGAUCAUUGAUGCAGUAGAGCAAGUUGGUGGAAUCUAUUUAAUUACUGCUGAUCAUGGCAAUGCUGAAGACAUGGUCAAGAGGGAUAAGUCUGGUAAACCCCUUUUGGAUAAAAGUGGCAAGCUCCAGAUACUCACUUCUCACACUCUUCAACCAGUGCCUAUUGCAAUUGGAGGCCCUGGAUUGAAAGCUGGUGUCAGGUUCCGCAAUGAUGUUCCCACUGGUGGACUUGCCAAUGUAGCUGCAACUGUGAUGAAUCUUCAUGGAUUUGAGGCUCCUAGCGACUAUGAGCCCACUCUCAUUGAAGUUAUCGAUAACUAG